This is a messenger RNA of Daphnia pulicaria, 3631 nucleotides long. RefSeq names its product transcription elongation factor SPT6-like. The coding region runs from base 1 to 3426 and encodes 1141 amino acids. NCBI's taxonomy places the organism in Eukaryota, Metazoa, Arthropoda, Branchiopoda, Diplostraca, Daphniidae. Gene Ontology annotation, biological process: transcription elongation by RNA polymerase II; mRNA transcription by RNA polymerase II; nucleosome organization. The record is from RefSeq and is a predicted model, not a curated record. Gene Ontology annotation, cellular component: transcription elongation factor complex. Gene Ontology annotation, molecular function: histone binding; nucleic acid binding; nucleosome binding. The transcript is spliced from 7 exons.
AUGCAGAUGGAAGCCAGUGAAGAAUACUUUGUACUAGAUAGUAGCAGCAGCAGUGAUCAUGAAACUUCUCGUGGUAGUACAAAACGAAAAAGAGAUGAUGGUGAAGAGGAAUUGGGUGACCGACUCAGUGAAGAAAACUUGAGCAGCCAAAUGAAGCACAAGGAAAUAGCUUCUGUCAGAGUCAAAAAAUCUGUCGAUGAUGAAUCUGAUGAGGACAUCCAAAAUGAAGAUAAGGAUGAACAGAUUCGAAACACUGAUAUGCCGGAACGCAUGCAACUUCGAGAUGUUCUCAUUACGUCUGUCGAAGAAGGUUCUGACGAAUUGGAUUUAGAAGCCCAGUGGAUAAACAAGAAUGCUUUUUCCAAAUCUUCUGUUUCAAAUCAGGACGGUCGCGCAGAUGGAAAGGAAAUGGUGAUUAAGGGACCUCAGACUGUCAAAAAGAUUCGUAAAGCUCUUGAACUCAUUCGCAAUCAACACUUCGAAGUACCGUAUAUAGCCAAAAAUCUGAAAGAAUACUGCCUACAAGAAUUCAGCAGAAAUAUGCUUUGGACAGUCUCCAAGUUUGAUGAAGAGUGGAUCCAACUGGAGUCACUGAAAAAAAUCAUGAUGUUUCUCUGCGAUGAAAUUCCCAAAUACCCAUCGGAGAAAAAAGAUGAACUGAAAAGGAUCGAAUCUUAUGAACAGUUGAGCGACUUCUAUUAUGAAUUCCUCCUCCAUUACGGCAAUGAAGCACCUUCCAUACAAAAAAAACGUCAAAGGGAAAGAGAAGAAGCCCAAGAAUGGCGAAGCUCAGCAGCCAGGCCAAGAUUCAACGAAGAUGGUGAACCUAUGGAUGGCGACGAGUCGAGUGAAGACUUGCGUGACCCGGAUGAUGUAAAUGUAGACUUAUACUGUCUUUGCGCCAGAGCAGGUCUUGAUGGUUUGGUAAAGGAAUACGGUUUAACUCUGAAACAGCCCGCCGAGAACACGCACGACAAUAACCAACGACACAAAUUCAAUCAACCACCAACCGAGCCGUCAAUUGUUGCCCUCGAAUAUGUCUCACCCGAGUUUCCAACCGCUGCUAAAGUUCUACAAGCUGCAAACUACAUGUUGGCUGUACAAAUCGCUAGAGAACCUAUGGUUCGUCAGUUGGUCCGUGAAUCCCUCUUUGAACGCGCUCGUAUUGAUGUCAUCCCUACGAAGAAAGGAUUUAUGGAAAUCGACGAGAAUCACCCCCUCUAUUCUCUCAAAUUCCUUAAAGAUAAGCCGUUGCGCGAUUUAGUCGAGGAUCAAUUCAUCCAACUGGUGGUCGCUGAGCGAAGCGGGUUGCUAACUAUUGUCUACCAAACGGAAAUUGAAGGAGCCACUACUACUAGCUACGUUGACGAGAUAAAGGCACUUUUUACCCGCGACGGACCCAGCAAACUCGAACAGAAAUGGGAUGAUCUGCGUAAAGAAAUCAUCGAUCUUGCCCUCAGUAAAUUUCUGUUCCCUCUGCUGAAAAAAAAACUCAAAGAAAAGCUGCUGAACGAAGCCAAAGAAUUUGUUUUUAGAGCUUGCUGCCAACAAUUAUACAACGGGCUCAAGGUGGCCCCUUACAAAGUCGACUCUGAUGACGAAAAGGACACUAAAGAUGGAUACAGAAUCAUGGGUCUCAGCUUCAAUCUUGAUGAGGCAGAGAUUUGUGUGAUCGACGUCAAUGGUGAGUGUUCCGAUCACAUUCGUCUGGAACACAUUCUGAAGCGCAGAAAAGCUUGGAAGGAGAUGGAUCGCAAAAGAGACCUAAAUACGCUAAAGGAUUUUAUCUUCCGUUACAAGCCACACGUGAUCGCCGUCAGUGCUGAGUCUCUAGAAGCCACGAUUUUGGUUGAAGAUUUGCGAGCAAAAAUUGCUCAGCUUGUCGAGGAUGAACCAUCAUGGCAAACGAUCAAUGUCAAACUAGUUGACAACAAAUUGGCCAAAGUUUUUGCAAAUUCGACUCUUGCCGAAAGUGAAUUCCCUGAAUUUUCGCUAUUGUUGCGUGAAGCCAUCAGCAUUUCCAGGCAGUUACAGGACCCCCUCAGUGAAUACGCGCAACUGUUUAAUGCCAACAAAGACAUCCUCAAGCUCGAAUUUCAUUCGAUGCAAGGUGAACUAUCCAAAAAAGAACUUAUGAAACGAUUCAAUCUUGAAUUUGUGAACCGAACAAACGAAGUUGGUGUUGACAUCAAUCGCGCCAUUAUACACCCGCGCACGGCUCACUUACUCCAGUUCGUAUGCGGUCUCGGACCAAGGAAAGGUGAUGCUUUAAUCCAAACCCUAAAGUAUAACAAGCAGAGACUAGAAAAUCGAACUCAGUUCGUUACUGCCUGUCACAUGGGUCCAAAGGUUCUCGACAACUGCGUUGGUUUCAUUAAAUUCAACUCAAAUGCGCUAAGUGACAGUACCGAGUCGCACGUCGAAGUGCUAGAUGGUUCUCGUGUCCAUCCGGAUGGUCGGUCGCCAUAUCAACGACUAUCUUCUGAUGAAGAUAUUUUUUUCGUGGUCAUGAAGGAAACUCCCCGGAGCUUCUUCAUCGGUAAACUGGUCUCGGCAACCGUCACAAGCUUCCAACUUCGUAAACCCGAGCGAGAAGAACUGGACAGAGCCAAUCCAAAGAGAAACGAUACUACUGGCUUGUGGCAAUGCCCAUUUUGUCGAAAGAAUGACUUUACUGAUGCGGAAAAAGUUAAGAUUCAUUUUUACGACGGAUCUUGCAGUGGUCAGGCGAACGGUGUGAACAUCCGCUUGGAGAAUGGACUUGCUGGAAACCUUCCAAUGAGGUGCCUCUCUGAUUCUGAAGUAAAACAUCCGGAAGAACAUGUCCGUCUAGGAAAGAAGAUUCAAUGUCGGAUAACCAAGAUCGACUUCACAAGCUUCUCAGUAGAUGUUACUUCGAGACCGUCGGAUUUGGAUGACAUAAAUGGUGUAUGGCGACCACCAAAGGAUGUUAACUACGAUGGACCAGCUGAAAAGGCCAUGUUAAAGGCAGAAGAGGAUGCCAAAAAGCUUCGUCAAAAGAACACAGAAAGUGUCGUUGUUCAUCCGGCUUCAAACACAUCAAAUACGACCGAAAGGAGGUCAGGGGGUCCCUCGUCCCGUUCCAGGUCACGCAGUCCGAAUCGGGGCCGGACUGCCCGUACGAUCGGAUCGAGCAGCAGAAGUCGAUCACCGUUGCAUCAAUCAUCACCGUUGAGACGUCCGUCACCUCGUCCCCCUGCUUUGCCGCCGGUCGGAGCCCCUGCCCCAGCAUUGAUCGACCCUCCGCCCUGGUUCAAAUAUGUUCAGUGCGCCCAUUUCAGAGAUCAUAGUAGAUGCCCGAGGGGCAAUCUCUGCCCGUAUGUCACCGGUCCAUACCAGCUGGAUCAGGGGUUAUGGGAAGCAUUGGACAUGCCUGGAAGAGAUCCACCACAAAAUCCUCAGUAGCCAUUCUAUCUGCGGGGGCACCGCUGGCGAUGAUGGGCCAACUCCGAUUCAUCUGACUUAACUCUUUGACUGUCUUUCGGAGAGGGUGGUGUGUGUGUGUGUUGGGUGCUUUGCUGGCCGCGGUUUAUUUCUCCUAUUUUUAACGUCGCCUCCCAAAAUUAUUUUUUUCUUCUUCCUCUAUUGUUAUUAAGGAGCUAGCCGGAUC